This is a messenger RNA of Prorocentrum cordatum, 1302 nucleotides long. The record is from the annotation of a GenBank genome assembly. Lineage: Eukaryota; Dinophyceae; Prorocentrales; Prorocentraceae.
UCGGCCUACGAGGCUGUCCUGCCUGGGGAUGUGGGCAGGGCUAGGGGUUUGCCCACCCUUGGGUACCGCCUUUCGGCCAACUCGGCCGAGGCCGAUCUGGACUGGGUCCUCGGGGCCGACCUCCCUGCCCAUGGCAUGAGGGGCAAGCGCCCCAAGCUGAUCUGGAAGUCGGCCUUGAAACCAGCUGGCAAGGUUAAGGACCCACGCCUUAGGUCCAUCACGUGGCUUGCUGCGCAGUUGAGGGCGCGCAGGAGCUACAUGUUAUGUGAUGGUGCGGUUCUUUCUUCUGCUGGUCGAAACGUCGCGCUCGACGUUGUUCGCGUUCCAGGCGAAGUCGCUGUGCAGGCCGACUCGGACUGGCACCGGGUGUUCCAGGCUAGUGCCGGACGGCCGAGCGACGAUGGGUUUCAUUGCGAUCUUGGUGGCAGUUCGAUUCCUGCGGCGCUGGCCGACAUUCGCUCGGAUCUGGGCGCCUUGCUCGACGUGGUCGAUCAAGCCUGUUUGAAUGCUAAGGCGGCGGCCUCUGCCAAGGCCAAGGCGGCUUGGCAGGACUGGGUUCGUGAAGGUUUGGACAAAGGUGAUCGCAAUGCCCAGCGUGCGAUCAAAGACCCUGAGCCCUGGACCCCCAGCACUACUCUCACGGCUGGCGGCAUUGUUGCGGCCGGCCCCAUGUCUCUCUUGAGGGCCGAGGCCGACAAGUUCGCGUCCAUUUGGGGGGCUGGGGAGGGGCUCGGCGUUGAUGAUUCCCCCCGCAAGCCCCUGCCUGUCUUGGAUCCGUCUGAGCUGCGAACUCUUUCGAAAGAGUACCGCCUCUCCAGUGCUGUGAGUGUGGAUGGCUUCCACGGCCGCCACUUCGCGCUGCUCUGCGACGAGGCACUUCACUGCCUCGCCCAUUGGUUCUGUGUCAUGGAGGCCACGGGCAUCCUGCCGCUCCAUAUCUCUUGGGUUCUCAUGGCUCGGCCUCUUGCUGGGCCUGAGGUGGGCAUUGGAAGAGUGGCGAACCUCGGGGUUGAUAUCGCUGCUGGCCGUUCUAUUCGCGCGCCUGGCCGCGGCCGCGCGGCCAAGCUCAAAGCUCGUUCGGCGACCGUGCUGCGCAAGACCAGGGGGCUCAAAAGCUCGGGGGCCGUUCUCGGCAGACGCAGCCUGGAAGCGUUUGCCUCGGGGCACCUGGCGGGGGGAACCUACGGUUCCGAUGUGUUAGGGGUGUCUGACAGGGGGCUCCUGGACUUGCGGCGCGCCGCGGUGUCGCGCGUCAAGCCGCGCUCUCAGGGGCGCUCGCUGGCCGUUCUCAGCUUGCGCGCG